CAACAGCCACGACAUGCCGCCAGUACCUCCAAACACUGCACAACACUCAGCAAUACCAUCGCAGCCCCAGACACCAAGCACACACUGUUCUUCAGAAGAGGAUGAAUCCGAGGCACCCGUUGAGAUUCGCGUCAAAGGCGUGCUUGCAGAUUCCUCGAAGCCGUACUCCACUGACCACACACGCGCCGCAACUCCUAUUGGCUACUUUCUCGCGCCUCCUCGAAGCAAUAGCCUUCCAGCAUCGCCUAGCAUUCCACGUCAGCUUUCCAACCUACCAUUUGAGGAAUUACAAUUUCUAUCGCACCGCGACUCGGUAGAAAUUGCUCGUGGUCAAAUGAGACGAGAGCUGCUUGACCGACAGCAUCGAGAGCGACCAAACAGUUUACUACUGGCCACCAGAGACUCAUACGGUUUGACCAAGAACAAGUUUGACACCAUCCACCCUGCCACAGCCGCGCCAGAAGUGCAUGGUUAUUUGACACCCACAAUCCCCAGCAUUCAGUGGACUCGUUUUGGUGGCUUGAGUCCCAUUGCUGACGGCAGUCCACCGAAUGAAGGCAUAUGGCGUUUGGGAAAGCAGAACGGAACAAGUCCAUUGGGCAGCAGUCCUCGGCUGAGCCCUAGGUCUCGCGUGGGGUCUCCAGCAGGGAGUGAUCAGGUGUCGGGGUCUGGCCCCUUGCAGGAGCGUGUGGAGCAUUUGGAGGAGCGGAUGAGGAUUCUCGAAGAUCGUUUGAUUUCUGUUGAAGAAGGGCGACGACUGUCUAAUGGGGAUGGUGGAGAAGCCUGGUAAUCUGAGGUGGUCGAGGCCAGAUCUCAUAGCCUAAGGUAGAUGUCAUGU
Messenger RNA from Sphaerulina musiva SO2202, 838 nucleotides. RefSeq lists its product as uncharacterized. Lineage: Eukaryota; Fungi; Ascomycota; Dothideomycetes; Mycosphaerellales; Mycosphaerellaceae. The record is from RefSeq and is a predicted model, not a curated record. The coding region runs from base 14 to 790 and encodes 258 amino acids. The transcript has a single exon.